AUGGCGGAUCAGUACCAGUACAACGCCACGGAGGAGAAGAUCGUGAAGGACAGCCACACCAAGGAGAUCGACCUCAUCAACAGAGACCCCAAGCUGAUCAAUGAGGGUGUAGUGAAGGUGGAGUUUGAGGAUGUGAUUGCAGAGCCCGAUGGAACACACAGCCUGGACGGAGUGUGGAAGCUCAGCUACACCACCUUCACCGUGUCCAAAUACUGGUGCUAUCGCAUCUUGUCCGCCAUCUUCGGCAUCCCCGUGGCUCUGCUCUGGGGCUUCCUGUUCGCCUGCAUCUCCUUCUGCCACAUCUGGGCGGUGGUUCCCUGCAUCAAGAGCUGCCUGAUCGAGUCACAGUGCAUCAGCCGCAUCUACUCCCUCUGCAUCCAGACCUUCUGCGACCCCUUCUUCGAGGCCCUGGGCAAGGUCUUCAGCAGCGUGCGCGUGGUGCUGCGCAAAGAAGUCUAA
Messenger RNA from Limanda limanda (common dab), 459 nucleotides. It is a transcript of the gene cav3, whose product is annotated as caveolin 3. The record is from RefSeq and is a predicted model, not a curated record. Gene Ontology annotation, cellular component: caveola. Gene Ontology annotation, molecular function: molecular adaptor activity; connexin binding; transmembrane transporter binding. The transcript has 2 exons. Gene Ontology annotation, biological process: caveola assembly; regulation of membrane potential. NCBI's taxonomy places the organism in Eukaryota, Metazoa, Chordata, Actinopteri, Pleuronectiformes, Pleuronectidae. The coding region runs from base 1 to 459 and encodes 152 amino acids.